Messenger RNA from Macroventuria anomochaeta, 2538 nucleotides. RefSeq names its product cysteine proteinase. Gene Ontology annotation, biological process: proteolysis. Gene Ontology annotation, molecular function: calcium-dependent cysteine-type endopeptidase activity. Lineage: Eukaryota; Fungi; Ascomycota; Dothideomycetes; Pleosporales; Didymellaceae. The annotation marks the transcript as partial. Gene Ontology annotation, cellular component: cytoplasm. The transcript is spliced from 4 exons. The record is from RefSeq and is a predicted model, not a curated record.
UCCGUUACCAGCAACAGCAAUGAAACCAGCAAUGCUCCCCAAGAGGUCAUCAACGAGUUCUGGGAGAACUUGAUCACCAAGAAGCCUGGAAAAGUCACCAAGAUCUUUCCCUCGUCAUUGUAUAAAAACCUGCUUCCGCCACCACGCAAACCAGGAAUCGUCAAAGGACAAAACGCGGCUGAAUCCUACGAGACGGCAGCAAAAGAAUGCCGGGAUCGUGUCAAGCGCAUUAUACGGGAAUGCCAACGGACGAAUGAAAAAUUUACGGACCCAGACUUCGACAUCACAGAUCGAGAAAGCAACUGUCUCGAUGGCUUGAAGCAAUGGUUUGAAGAUCCCGAACCCACAUCAUCAACAACGACAGUCAGCCCCGCAAGUCUGGGGUAUGCCCUAAACACGAUAAUCCAGGCAAAGGUACUACCUGAGGAUGUUGCGUCCUUCUCAUUGAAUAACACUGCCAAUGUGCUCUUUAACAUGAGGCCCAGUUAUCAAGGUGAUGGCCCAGGAUCAAAGCACCGCAUCGACUGGAUCUUCGAGGACCCUAAGUUCGAAAUUGAUGGUUUUACCAGCAGCGACGUCGUGCAAGGUGCCAAUGGCGACUGCUGGUUCAUUGCAGCAGUUGCAACGAUCUGCAGUAAUCCAGAGUUGAUCGAGAAAGUUUGUGUCGAGAGAAACGAAGAGUGUGGCGUGUACGGCUUCGUGUUCUACCGAGACGGCGAUUGGAUCUGGACAGUAGUUGACGAUAACUUGUUCCUUUCCAAGAAAGACUUCGAUGCCCGCGGAGAUACUUACGACCCCACCGGCAUCAAGGAGACGAGAUACAAGAAGAGCAAUCAGACCGGCUCGGAAGCACUCUACUUUGCUUCGUGUGCCCACGAGAACGAGACUUGGCUGCCUCUGCUUGAGAAAGCUUACGCAAAGGUGCACGGCGAUUAUAACGCCAUCAGCGGAGGAAUCUCCGGCGAAGCGGUUGAAGACCUUACAGGUGGCGUGACGAGCAAGAUCUUGACAGAUCGCAUCCUUAGCAAGGAGCGCUUGUGGGAAGAGCUCAAAGAGGUCAACAAAGGCUUCCUCUUCUCUGCAUCGUCACCAGGAUCAUACGGCGAUGAUUCUGAUGCUAGACGAGGCCUAGCACUCAGUCAUGCUUACUCAGUCAUCAAGGCUGUUGAAGUAGACAGUGAGGACAAGAAGAAGAAGCAUAGGCUCGUUCUGAUCAGAAACCCUUGGGGUAAGCGAGCCAAUGCAGCGAUGGGUGAGUGGACAGGACCCUGGUCAGAUGGGUCGAGCGAGUGGACUCCUUAUUGGCUGGAGACACUCAAGCAUAAAUUCGGCGAUGACGGUCUCUUUUGGAUGUCGUACGAUGAUCUGCUCAAGCGUUUCGAUUUGCUUGAUCGCACACGACUAUUCGACCACAACUGGACUGUCGUGCAGCAGUGGACUAGCGUGUCAGUAGGAUGGGUCACUGGGUUCUUGAACACCAAAUUCUCCGUAGAGGUCAAGAAGAAGGGACGGACCGUGUUCCAACUCUGUCAGCAGCUUGACGAUCGAUACUUCCGCGGUCUCGAGGGCAAGUACCAGUUCGAUCUGCAUUUCAUACUGCAGGAGAAAGGUGCCGAGGGUGGCGACUACAUCGUUCGCGCCCGUGGCGCUUGGUUUGGCAAUCGCAGCAUCUCAGCAGAGGUUGAUCUUGAGCCUGGUGUCUACGAAGUACUGCCCAAGAUCGAAGCGGAGCGGGAUGCCGAAGCCCCAGACGUACAUGAAGUGGUCACAAAGGUAGCCGAGCGCAACCCACAGAAGCUGAGGCAGAUCGGAAUGAACUACGACCUUGCGAAUGCUAAGGGCCUCGCCGAGCUUACCGAGGAAGAGCAGAAACAAAAAGAACAGAAGAAGAAAGAAGCAGCAGAGAAAAAGAGAAAGGAAAAAGAGGCUGCAGAUAAGGAGAAAGCAGACUUUGAAGCGUGGAAGAAGGAAGGGAAAGAAGAGUAUGAAGCAUGGAAGAAGGAGAAGAAUAAGCUCGAAGAUAACACCGGCGCCAAGAAAGAUGAUCCUCAGACUGUCGAUACCAAGCCUGCCGCAUCGGAGAAAGCUUUGGAUGCCUCCACAAGUGCUGCUGAAGACAAAGAAGGCAAGCCGACUACAAGCGACAACAAAAGCAAUGACACAACGACAGCUGAAGGCGCAACGCUCGGAGCAACGGAAAUAAAGUCAGCAAACACCACUUCGGAAGCUGAGCUUGUCACCAAGACAGCAGGUCUCAAGGUAGACGAUGAAAACUCGCUUAGUGAUGGCGACGAAGCAGAACAUACACCUUUCGAAGGCCCUGAAAUCCACAGCCAUGAGCCACCACAGGAGGCUAGCCCGCGCGCGCGCUCACCUGUGGACAACAAGCCAAAGGCUUGGAAUGCAGUCUGCGUUCUGGGUCUAAGAGUUUACAGCCAGGACCGGGAAGUCAGUAUUAAACUAGUCAAGCCAAAGACCGUCGAAGAAGGCGCGAUCUUGGAUGUCGAUGGAAAUACCGCCGCAGGAGCUACAAUGUGA